This is a messenger RNA of Bufo gargarizans (Asiatic toad), 7108 nucleotides long. RefSeq names its product NLR family CARD domain containing 5 (gene NLRC5). Gene Ontology annotation, molecular function: protein binding. The record is from RefSeq and is a predicted model, not a curated record. The coding region runs from base 83 to 5533 and encodes 1816 amino acids. Gene Ontology annotation, biological process: positive regulation of transcription by RNA polymerase II; inflammatory response; positive regulation of MHC class I biosynthetic process. Lineage: Eukaryota; Metazoa; Chordata; Amphibia; Anura; Bufonidae. The transcript is spliced from 47 exons.
CAUUCAUUUACUUUCUCUUUCCAUAUACAGUAUGCAGUAAUAUUCAUCUGGUGGCGAAGAUAACAGACAUGCAACUGUUAGGAUGGAAGACACGGAAGCACAAGCUGAAAUAGAUAUCAUCAUGCCUCAGCUGGUGGACUUUCUUUGCCAAGAUGUAGACUGGUUGAUUGGCAAAGUACAGGCCUUGGUGCCUCAAGUAGACCUUAACCACCAUAUACCAAUAACCAACGAUGACAAAGAAAAAGUCGCCGCUAUUAUUCAUAUGCUACGGAAAUCUCACCCGGCAGCCUGGAAGACACUUAUAGGGAGCAUCUGCAUGGACUGUGCACUUCCCAUGGAUCUCGAGGUUCCUUUGCUUAGUCUAACAGGAGAAGGGUCAAGCGAAGUGACAUGGAAAUGCUCUUUGUCGUAUGAAGAAGGCAGACAAAGGAGACUACAAGAAUCUGCAGAACGUUACAAACAACAAAUCCAAAAUUCUUUGCUGGAAAAGUAUGGGUUUAAAGAUGUCCAAGAUCCUAGAGGACAGUGCAACCCAAUGUUUGUGGAACCAUUGAUCAAAGGAGCCAAGAUGUCCAAGGAGAAACUUGGAGCUCAAGUUGACCCUGAAAAAACCUCAAUUACAGAGGAGAUCGUUGACACUGUAAAAACAAACAAUCUUUUCAGGAGAAACAGCUUAGUUAAGACUCAUGUUAUUCUACUGGUGGGUAUGCCUGGCACUGGCAAGACAAUGUUGACUCGUAGAAUCUGCCACGACUGGGCAAGUGGAAAGUUCAGUCAGUUUAUGUUGACUUUUUUAUUCGAGUUUCGGCAGCUUAACCUGAUCAACAGAGAUUUUACUCUCAGGGAGCUUCUCUUUGAUUUGUUUCUGAAGCCUGAGACAUAUUCUGAUGAAGUGUAUGACUACAUCAUCAAGAACCCUAUGAAGAUUCUGAUCAUAUUUGAUGGCUUGGAUGAGUUUUUAGGGCAUUUUACAGCCAACUUCCUGACGACUCAACAGGACAUUUUUCAGAUAACUUCCAUCUCUCAACUGUUCACCAACAUCUUUCAUGGCACAAUCCUACAAGGAUGUACAGUCAUUGUCACAUGCCGGUCGAAAAUCUUAAAUAGUCUUCCACUAGAUUCUGUCGACCAUGUAGCUGAAGUUCUGGGCUUUGACAAAGAAAGAGUUGAGCUAUAUAUUGAUGACUUUUUCUACCAGAAUCCCAUGAAAGACAAAGUCCUAGCUUACGUAAGAGACAAUAAUAAGCUAAUACACAUGUGCUUUGUUCCUGCCUUAUGUCACAUUAUAUGUGUUUGCUUGGAACACUUACAAAACGUUUUGCCUAAAAAGUCCCAACUUCCGCAGACAAUUACACAGUUCUAUGUGAAAAUGCUGAUUAUAUUCAUUCAGAAAAGAAUGACACAACUUAUGGAGGAGGCAACCAUAGUAAAGACCUUCAGACCUCUCAUCCUUGAGCUGUCUUCUGUUGCACAUGACGGACUCGAUGAUAAAAAGUCUGUAUUUUACACUGGAGAAAUUUCUGAAGAACUUCAGCGUUUUGCUUCAAGUCAUGAACUUAUAUCAAGCUUUGACGUCAAAAGGUUUGACAGUUUCACUGAUGUUGGCUUUUCAUUUGUGCACCUUAGUUCCCAGGAGUUUUUCGCCGCUUUGCAUUUGAUGGUUAGUGACUCAAUAACGGAGGACAAACUACAAAAAAAACUGUCUCUAAAGUCAAAAUGGACCUCGAAGCAAAAUACAAAGGGUGAGCUCACGGAUAAUCUUCAUAUAUUCCUUUCUGGGCUGUCAUCCAAAGAUUGUCAGCCAUUUCUGUAUGAGUUAGGAGGUCAGGAGAAUCUGAUACUAAAGAAACAACACACCAUUAUCGAAUCUCUCAAGAGACUGGCAGAUGCUCAGCUCACCGGGCCUAAGCUGAUAGAGCUGUGUCAUUGUACAUACGAAACUCAGAAUGAGAAUCUAGCCCAACACGUUGGAAAGUUGACAGCUAUGAAAUAUGAGCUACGAAACUUUAGGAUUUCUCCGGUUGAUAUGACCGCUUUGAUGUAUGUUGUUAAACAUGGAUCGUGUUUAGUUUCAUUAGAUUUUGCUGGAUGUCCGAUGGAGCUGGAGUGCUUAGACAUUCUCGGAACAUGUAAGCACAUACAAUCUCUAAGUUUCAGACACCAAAAGUAUGGUGACCUGUUUGCACAAGCUCUUUCACCUGUGAUAUCUGGCAUGGAAAAUAUGAAGAAAAUUAGAGUGACAGCGGGGCGGCUCACAGCGGAUGGGGUCAGGGCUCUAAUAAUGUCGUUCCUCCUCUGCUCUGCACUGCAGGAAAUCAACUUGCAAAAUAACCAUCUAAAGGUUGAGGACAUGACUUCAUUAAUUGAAUUAUUUUCAAAGAUGGAGCAGCUGAGAGUGUUGGACCUUAGCCACAAUGAUAUGAAUGUUACUGGAGUUCUUAAAUUGCUCAAGUCAGCUGUCAAUUGUCCCAGCAUAACGGACAUCCAAAUAAUAGGGGACACUACCACGGCCGUCUUCUCCUCACAGAGCUGGUAUGAAAGUGCUCCAAAGGUAAAAAAAGCCAGAGAAGAAAUCACGGAUAUAAAUGUGAAAAACGUGAGUCUUGAAAACUGCAGUCUAACCUCUGAAGACAUUCCUCAGCUGGCUGAGAUACUCGCAGGCCUCCAGCUUUCUCACGUAAAUUUAUCUGGGAAUCCUUUUGGAGAUCAUGGUUGUAAGAAGUUGAUGGACAGGCUUCCCGAUAUACAUAUUUCCAGGAAACUAGAACUCAACAGGACGCUGGUAUCUGAAGAAGGAAUGUCCCAUCUUGUUUGCUUCAUGGUGACCUGUCUCAAUGUAAAACGGGUAGAAGCCAGUGGUUCUCAUCAGACGGCGGAGAUCCUCUUCUUCACCGGUAUCGAUGACUCUCCAAGAGAGAUCAGAAUAACUGGUUUCAAGUACUGCCCGAAAGUGUUGGAGAAACUGUGCCGGGUCCUUCAACAAUGCAAGGAGUUAGCACAUUUGGAUUUAUCUGACAAUAGAUUGGAAAGUGGUGGAAUUCUUGGAAUAACCCAGAUUCUUUCUGAACUAAAAUGGCUUCGCUCAGUAAAUCUGAGUGGAAAUGGAAUCAAUCUGGGUGGCAUUACGAGCCUGGCGGAGUCUUUAUCUAGGGUGGAGAAUCUGACGGAUGUCACCAUUAGAUUUGGAACUCAACAGAAAGUGCUGCUAACAUUUCAGGAGGCCAACAGAAAAGGACCAUUACUAAUCCAUAAUGAAAAGAGAUCUGCAUCAUCUCAACUGCCAAAGUCCUUCAGCCUGACAGGAUACCACAUUUCUACCCAGAAGUUACAGAGGCUCCUACUGACUCUGAUCCAGUGUUCUCAUCUCACACGGAUAAAUUUAUCCAACAAUGCACUGAACUAUCAAAUGAUUGAGAUCCUGCUGAACCACUUUCCUCAGCUUCCCCACAUGUCAAUGCUCAACAUCAGUACGAGUGACCUCUCCCCAAGCUGUGUGGCAUUACUGGCCGGAUCGAUCAACCUUUGUGACCGCAUUACGGAAGUAGAAGUGAGAUCUGCUGAAUACAUUUGCUUGCAUUUACAAAGGCAGCAGAAGGCCAGCAAAGUCAUUUGCAGAUUUAACAAUUGUAAAAUUGGCAAGAAUGAAAUCGACAACCUUCUGAAAAUAGUCCAGCAGAACCCUAACCUAUUUGAAGUCAGCAUGUGCUCCAACCAUCUAUCAGAGGACGGCAUCCUGCAGCUGCUUUCAUCUAUUAAACAUGGUACAGAUGUCAGCGCCAGUUUGAACCCAAAUGAAGAAAUCCAUGUUGUUUUCUCAUCUUCUGGAGACUUGUCAAGAAAAAUAGGAUUAUCUGGGUAUAACUUUCAUGCAGACCAUCUUAAGAAGCUCUGUGCUGUACUGGAAAAGAGUGACCAUGUUAACCAUGUAAAGUUAAAGAAGAACAACAUAUCUUUGGAAGCAACGAAAGAGCUUUUUAUGGUUCAGUCUAGAAAACCUCAUUAUUUUACCUUAAGUAUUGAUGAGCCGUGGGUGGGUGGAGAACAUAUGAUGUCGGCCCUUCAUCAUUUCGUGCACAUUUCUACAAGAGUUCAAUGUAUCAGAGUAUUUCAGAACAAGUUGACUAUAGAAAUGAAUGAUGUGGACAGUCAAGACCAAAGCGUUGCUGCAGGUUUUCAGGCUCUGAAGUUAUUAAGGUUAAAUGAAUGCAGACUAGAUAUUGAUAACAUGAAAUCUCUAGAUCCUGUGAUUAAACACAUUACAAGUCUUACUGAGCUAAGUUUAUCGAGAACCAACCUUGGUGAUACAGGAGUUCAGAUUGUUUCGAGUUUACUGACCUCACUUCCAACCCUUAGGAUCAUCAAAUUGGCAUCUGUAAACAUGUCCCAUAUCGGCAUUAUUCCUCUUACAGAAAGCCUGAAGAACUGCAAAGCAAUCAAAGACAUUGAUUUGUCCAGUAAUGCCAUUGGUGAAGAGGGAGCAAAAUCUCUGACACAUUUACUGACACAGAAGAGGACACUGAAUGCCAUCAAUGUAUGUGGCUGUGACUUCUCAGCAACUUCAGAAGAAGGAAGACAAUUUAUUGCAGAAUUAACCAAGUGUCAUGAUCUUCAAGAAUUGAAUUUGCAGUAUAUGUCGGCGGAUGAUGACUCUCUCCUCGUUCUGUGCCAAGCAUUUCCACAGAUGUUAUCAAUGCGGAAACUAAUGCUCGCCAACAACAAAAUAACCCAUGAAGGUGUUUUUCACUUGACUGAAAAUAUCAACCAUUGUACUGCCAUAGAGAGCAUAGAUUUGGGCUGCAAUAGCAUUGCUGAUAUCGGUAUUGAAAGACUUGCUGCACUUUUGCCAAAUUUGAAGAACUUGAAGAAAAUUAAGCUCCCACAAUGUGGCAUCAGCUCGACAGGAGGAUUCAAACUUGCAGAAGCGCUAAGACAGUGCCCGCUUGUGGAAGAGAUCGAUUUAUCUGGAAACAAUUUUGAAAACAAAGCCACGUGUCAUCUCUUCGCUGCUCUGGCUCAAGUACAGCAUUUAAAGGUUCUCCAUCUGCGCACCUGCGGUUUGGGGGUGAAAUCUGAAAGUGCACUUACGGAGGCUUUGGGAUCAUGUCAGCAAAUGGAAGAUCUCAGUUUGUCAGAAAACGCAUUUACGGAGCAGUACCUACUGAAACUUGCAGAACAACUUCCACAUUUGAGUUUGCUAAGGAAACUUGACCUAAAAUUAUGUGGCGUAUCUGACAGUGUUUGCAAAUCUCUGGCAAAUGUGCUCGGAUGCUGCCAGAACCUGGAAGAAAUCGUAUUGUCUUGGAACAGAAUUGGAGAUGAUGGAUUGUGUGCUCUGUCUUCUUCUUUAAAACACAUGAGAAGACUAAAGAAGAUGGAUCUUGAGAAAAACCAGAUUAGAGUGAAAGGCGCAGAAGCGAUGGCCCAAGCAUUAAGUGUCUGUCUUUGGAUUAAAGUGAUAAGCUUAUGGGGCAAUCUCCUAACAAAGGAGAUGGCAGAGAAGCUACACAAAGAAAAUGCAAGGCUCAGCUUUUGAAAAAAAAACUUUAAAGGCUUUCAAAAAGCUGCUUCUAAAACAAAUACAAAACAAGGAAGCAACUUUGCAAAUAGGCUUGAGAAAAAAGAAUCAGAUCCUGCAGACUUGUGUUUAGCUGGACAUGGACGUAAGAUAAAGGUUGGUCAAACCUGCCAAUUUCAGCAGGACCAGCCGACCAUCUGAUGCCUAUAGUGGCCUCCCGACGCAGCCAAUUCUUUUGUCCUCAGGGGAAAAAACACUGCCUGAGGUGUGUGACAGCCACUUUCUCCCCAAUCUCUCUGUUCAGGACACAUGCAUGCUUGGCCGAGCCAAGUAAGUAUGUAUGUAGAGGGACUGGGAAAGAUUGCAUGGCCAACAGCUAGUGAGUCUGUCUCACCUUACUCUGUUGCAUCUGGCCCCUCUUUCAAGUUCUGUAAUUUGGCAAUAUGAGGGGACACAAAUGAAACAGAACAACACAUGAUAACAGGAUCAGAUGGCUUGUCUGUAGACUGUUAUCAUGGAGAUGCAUACAUCUGCAUAGGAGCUGUAUACACAUUUUUUUUAAUGGAGACUACUAGUUGCUUCAUCCUUGUGUGACUGCAAAUUGCACAUAGCCUAUAGGUCUGCUGAUCGACUGUAAAGCUCUGCAUGAGCCUACUGAUCAGUGCAGUGGCCUGCUGUUACACAUGUGAGCGUUUUCUAAGAAUCCUGUUCAUAUAGUGUUUGCCUAAAAUAGCAAAAACUAUUUGCAUUUAUGUUGUGUGUGGUUUAACUGUGGUACAGAACAAUAAAAGCCAGUGCAGUAUAGCAAAAUGUGAACUGAACCUAAAAGUGAUUCUCUAGUUUAGGAAAAAAUUAUAAUAUUAACUGGGGAACAAACAGAACACUUAACAAUGUGACCUCCUUUACAUCAUUUCCUGGACUUCUCUUAUCCAAAAUGGAUGCACCGCGUCUCAGGCUGCCUAAUGCACUUACACACUGUGUAUUAGGUAGUCAAAGACAGUUCCUCCUGCCCUCCGAUUGACUAGCACUGCUCACUGAAUAUUGCUGGUCAAUAAAAGAGCAGGGCUGGACAAGCAGGAAGUGUCUUGACCUUCUGAAGCACAGUGUAAACCAGUCUGAGAAGCAGGGCGGCCAUCUUAAAAAGAAGACACCAGAUAAGUGUUCUGAUCGCCUCCCAGUUAAUGAGAUUUUUCUUUUUCUUAAACAGGAGGGUCGCAUUAAGGUGGCCAGACCAGUGGCGUAGCGUGGAAGGGCCGGGGGGGGGGGGGGGGCGUUGCCCCGUGCGCAAAAUAGGACAGUGAUACAGGUGGAUGUUGCGGGGCCGGGGAGGGAGAGGCGUCUCCCUUCCCCGUUCCUCUGAUAGGCUGCAGGCCUAGUGCCUAUCAGUCUAUCAGAGGUUGGUGCAGGCGGCGCAAUGACGUCAUCGCUCCGCCUGAGCCGUACAGUGUGGGACAUAGCCCGGAAGAGUCCUGCAUCGCAUUGCUGCCAGCCUGAUGGAGGUAAGUAUAAGUAUUAUUUUUUUUUAUAUGGUACAAUACAGGAGAGAAGCGCUGUGGGGGCACUUGUUACUGGCACAUGAUUAGGGGGCACUUG